This is a messenger RNA of Porites lobata, 1950 nucleotides long. NCBI's taxonomy places the organism in Eukaryota, Metazoa, Cnidaria, Anthozoa, Scleractinia, Poritidae. The record is from the annotation of a GenBank genome assembly.
AUGGGACUGUUUUUGACAGUGUCUGAAUUUUCUACAACCUGUGCGGUAGUCAUCUUCAGCGGAGUCAAAGUGAGUUGUAUUACGCCAGUUGGGAUGGUAUUAAACGCUGGUUAUUGACCUGAUUGGUCAAUCAAGUUGCGAUGUCAUUGAUCGACUGUUUGUUAAGUCGUCAUGUUAAAUGUUUAUUUGCAUUUCAAAACCCGACAAACUACUUUAAGAACAAAGGAAAAGGGAGUCGGCAAAGGUCUUUAGGCAAGUCACGAGUAACCUGUCACCUUAAUUUUCUUAGGGUUGACAUCUUUUUGUCUUUGACGUUAUCGAGCCUCAAAGAAAUUAUGAUUUUGUUUCUCUGUGUCCUUUUUUCUUCUUUAUCUCCUAUUCUCAUAUUUUUUUGUACAUAAUCACUGAAAACAGCAAAUUCGAUCGUUCUUGUUUUCAUUAAAAUACAUUGUUUUAUUCAAGCAAUAAUACCGUAUUUCUUUCCAAGAUCUCCCCUCGUGCACGCUCGUCCUUCUGUAUGGUACUUUUGAACAUGUACAAGACAUCGCUGUUCCUAAGACUUACUAGUUAAUAAAGGUACCAGAAGCGGAUCCAAGAGAAUUCUUGGCAGGAAAUGUUUGGACCCAAAUAAAACAUGGCGGUCAACGGCCUGUUUACACGUUGCUGAUAACGAUGGUAAAAUGAGUUGCAAAACGCCCUGUUGAAUCGCGUUUGCCAUGUGCUAGAAAACGUGAAAUGAACAACAUGUUUUUCUGGUGUUACAGCCGGUGAAUGUUGAGUUGUCCCGGGAGUUUUCCAUGUGUUAUCCAAAGUCGGAGAAGGAGUCAGGAACAUGAUAUUUUCACGACAUUAACCGUUUGGUCAAAGUUUUGUUUAACGAGAGAAAACGAACUGUUCAACCCCGUUUUCCACGCGCUGGAUAAUCAGCAUAUUUUCCCCCUGUUAACUGAUGGUGAAUGCCAAGUUGUUCUUGCCUUUUCUGAAGUGGGAAACGAGUCACGGACGCCAUGUUUUCCUUACAUUAACCGUUUGGUAAAAUUCCCGUUUAAAGAGAGAAAGCGCAUUGUUCAACCUCGUUUUCCGUGUGCUGGAAAACAUGAACUAAACAGCAUAUUUUCCUGGUGUUAACGGAAUGUGAACGCCGAGUUUUCCUUGCGAAUUUCGAAAUGAGAAAACGGAUCGUGAACUGAGGUGGCAUUUUCAAUACAUUAACCGUCGGUAAAAUUAACAGAAAAUAGAUGUUUUGCCGUGAGAAGGGGCGAGGAGGCUUGCCUGUUAUACAGAUACUAUUUGCUGAGAUCAAGAGUCCAGAAUGCAUUUGAAAGAUUUUAUAACAAGGGCUCUCACUCCCAGAAAAUUCCAAAGGGGUUUAUUGAGGGCUUCUAUUCCUCCUAUAAAUCCUGUAGAAUUAAAUGAUUGUGACGGAGGUCUUCGAAAUCAGAGAUAUCUGAAUCUACCUCUAAGAAGAAGAAGAAGAAGAAGAAGAAGGAGAAGGAGAAGGAGAAGGAGAAGAAGGAAAAGAAAAAGAAGGAGAAGAAAAGGAAGGAGAAGGAGAAGGAUAAGGAGAAAGAGCAGGAGAAGGAGAAGGAGAAGAAGAGGAAGGAGAAGAAGGAGAAGAAGAAGAAGAAGAAGGAGAAAAAGGCGAAGCACAAGGAGAAGAAGAAGGAGAAGAAGGAGAAGGAGAAGAAGAAGAAGGAGAAGGAGAAGGACAAGAAGACGAAGACGAAGACGAAGACGAAGACGAAGACGAAGACGAAGACGAAGACGAAGACGAAGACGAAGACGAAGACGAAGACGAAGACGAAGACGAAGACGAAGACGAAAACAGCUCUAAUACAUCUCGAAUGCAUAUUGAGAAGAAUAUUUUCUACUGCAGAGAGAACAGGAGCUGUUCUGAUAGCCAAAGUAGCUGGAGACUUACUCUUUUUGCAUGUCCUUCCAUCUGCCUUC